AUGCCGAUACAACGUUGCCCUAUGGUGAGAUGGUCGUACACGACCUGGGAUAUCGAAGAAAUGGCAUGGGCUCCCAGUCCUGGGGAUUCUUUUCUCUUACUCAAGCACCUACGCCUUAUCAAGGAUGCGAACAUACUGGCAAAUGUUCCCUCCCUUUCGCGAGCAUCAAAAGUGGAAUCCCCAGUGGCCACCCGAACGGCACACGUUGAUACGAGUCACUUACAAACCUCACCUAUCAAUGCCAAUACACCGACGGCUUUUGGUAGUCAAACGAAAGACCAACCUAGCAAGGUGUAUACAAGAUUAACAGAGGAACAGACACGCUCAUUGGAGAGAUUAUUUAAAAAGGACCCUUAUCCUAAGACUGACAUGAAGAAGGAGUAUUCUCGUGAUUUGGGCCUCGAACUUCACACGGUUUCUAAUUGGUUUCAGAAUCGUCGGGGCAAGAAAAAACGCCAUGAAGCGGGACAACAAUCGAAAACCCCACUAACAAGUCCACGAGCGACCCCGGUUACACAAGAUCGGUCUGGUAUUUACAAAGCAAUCCUCCCGACUGCCGAUAGGAACUCAAAAUUAUCCUUGCCAUCAAUCCGAGAUCGAAUGGACCUCCGUCAUUUAUUGACUUCACAGAAAGUGGGAGCCAAUAACAUUACCCUCCACAAUCCCCAUUCCAAGUUAAUGUCUUCUUGA
Molecule: messenger RNA, 690 nt
Organism: Amorphotheca resinae ATCC 22711
Lineage: Eukaryota; Fungi; Ascomycota; Leotiomycetes; Helotiales; Amorphothecaceae
Exons: 3
Coding region: 1-690 (229 amino acids)
Biological process (GO): regulation of transcription by RNA polymerase II
Cellular component (GO): nucleus
Molecular function (GO): DNA-binding transcription factor activity, RNA polymerase II-specific; sequence-specific double-stranded DNA binding
Source: RefSeq, a predicted model, not a curated record